Molecule: messenger RNA, 1902 nt
Organism: Oppia nitens
Lineage: Eukaryota; Metazoa; Arthropoda; Arachnida; Sarcoptiformes; Oppiidae
Product: cytochrome P450 3A13-like
Exons: 6
Coding region: 43-1902 (619 amino acids)
Molecular function (GO): heme binding; oxidoreductase activity, acting on paired donors, with incorporation or reduction of molecular oxygen; iron ion binding
Source: RefSeq, a predicted model, not a curated record
AGUAAAAUAUUUUUCUCUUAUAUAUUGAUUACAACAACAAAAAUGUUGAUGAUAUUAAUUGCUACUAUUAUUGUGUUAGCAAUUGUACUAAAUUUUAUUAAUCGAUAUACAAAUCUAUUUGCUGAUGAUCGCUUAAAAUUUUGGAUCAAACAUAACAUAACGGGUCCCAAACCAAUAGCAUUUUAUGGCAAUCUAUUUCCAACAUUUUACCGACCAUUUAAUCAACUGUCCAUUGAAUGGUAUAAAAAAUAUGGCACUAUUUUCGGUAUAUAUCGUUUCUAUGGACCGGAGCUUGUGAUCAGCGAUCCGAUACAUAUACGUCAGGUAUUGGUUACCGAGUCGACGGACGUACGCUUCAAACCGAACCGUUUGGACGACCGAAAUGCCGAAAAUGUUUACAAUAUAAAUCCGCGUCGGGACGAGUGGCACGAAAUGCGCCGAUCGUUGACACCAAUGUUUACUACCAGACAAUUGAAACGGUGGACAACAUCGGCAUUGAAGCCGUGUGUCGACCGAUUCAGCCGACAUUUAACUGAUAAGUCCUUAUAUAACGGUAACAAAAUAGCACUGAGUGAUUGUGUCAAAGAUCUUAUACUAGACAUCAUAUUGGUUGCCGUAUUCGGUGUCGACGAUACCGAUAUGGCUGUCGAUGGCCACCGAAGAGCCGAAAUUGUCCGACAUAUCAAUUGUCUGACACACAUGUCGUGGCUGAUGUUUGUGGUUAGCAAUGCUCUGCCGCCACCGAUAGUCAAUUUGUGGACACGACUAACAAAAUGGUUGGGCGUCCAAAACGAGCCGCACGACGAAGUGUUUGCCGCUUUUAUACGAAAUAUUAUCAAAAAACGAAGGAACAGGAUCUCUAAUGCCAACACUGCCAAUGCUUCUCCAGCCAACAGAUCCGACCGUUUUAUUGAUAUACUGAUUGAAUUCAGUGCACAGAGUGAACAACACGACAAAUCUAGCGGAACAUAUAGAGCUAAUCUUAAGCAAAACACAGAUACCAUUGAUGACCAAAUAGUUGACUUAUGUCUAGUAUUACUGUUUGCCGGCUAUCAUACAGUGUCUACAAAGUUGACACUAAUUAUCUACGAGUUGGCACUGAAUCCUCAAAUACAGGACAAUCUCAGAGAUGAGAUUAACGAACACUUUGUCAAUACUAACGGUACGGACGAAGUGGAGAAUAUCAACUAUGAGACCGUUAAAAAGCUACCGUUUCUCGAUGCGUGUGUUUGCGAAGGUUUACGUAAAUAUCCGGCAUUUUUGUUGCAACGGGAGGUAAUGGACGACAUUGUACUGGAAGGUACCGAUACACUAGUUCCUAGAGGAACGGUAGUCAAUGUGCCGACCUAUGCUCUGCAUUACGAUAGUAAAUAUUUUGACGAUCCUGAAGUCUAUAGGCCCGACCGGUUUAUCGGUACUAACCGAGACACUAUCCAACCGUAUACUUACCUGCCCUUUGGCGACGGUCCGCGCAAUUGUAUUGGCAAACGUUUGGCAUUAUUGGAGCUAAAAGUGAUUUUAGCCGAAACUAUUCGUCGAUUUCGAUUCUAUAGAUUACCCGAAACACCAGUUCCCGUCAAAUUUAAGCCACAUUUUGAACACUAUGUCUACGAUGACAUUCCUAUUGUGUUUAAAUCAAAACAACAUUUUGAAUAUGUAAUCAAUGAGUUGUCCCAGAAGUAUGGCCCCGUAUUUACCGUAUUUUUUGGUCACAAACCGCAUAUUUUUGUUACCGAUUUGGAUGUCGCGCGCAAAACGCUUAAGAAAGUCGAGUUUUCCGGUCGACCCAAAUCAUACAUAGGAAACCAUCUCUCAAACGAUAGCUAUACAGACAUAACAUUUGGCAAUUAUAGUCCAACACUUGAAACGCUAAGACAGUUAGCGCACACAACAUUGCAGUAA